Messenger RNA from Branchiostoma belcheri (Belcher's lancelet), 2709 nucleotides. RefSeq lists its product as uncharacterized. The record is from RefSeq and is a predicted model, not a curated record. Lineage: Eukaryota; Metazoa; Chordata; Leptocardii; Amphioxiformes; Branchiostomatidae. The coding region runs from base 1 to 2508 and encodes 835 amino acids. The transcript is spliced from 5 exons.
AUGGCACUCGUCUCUGACUAUGCAACAAGUCACAAGCCUAGAACGUGUCCAAAAGAGGGCCUGCAAGAUCAUCUUUCAAACUAUUCUAGAAAAAAAGGGAAUCCGGAAAUUGCCAAUGUCAACUUUAUUUGGAAACAGCAGAAACAUCUCCAAGGGGUUAAUCGGAAUGACUCUAUCAACUUCGAUAGGGUCACGAUAGGUAAACGUUUGGUCAUUAGUGUGGUGAAUCCUAAACGAGUGUUUUACGUAGGGGAUACUCUCUCCGUCAAGAUCGUCGCCAGAGAUACAAAAGACCGACCGAAGAUCUACGGAGGGGAUUUUCUUCGGGCCAAGCUGUUCAGCAGAGUCCCUGUAAAUGCUAGCACUGCUGGACGGAUCACAGACUACGGGAAUGGGACUUAUGUCGCAAGAUUCUUUCUUAGUUGGCCAGGGAAUCUCUCAGUUUCAGUCCAAAUGAUACAUUCAAGUGAGGCUGUGCAGGUUCUUACAAAAAUUCGAGACAAUACCAGGCGGAUAAUGGCGUGCGGCUUUUCUGAUGAAGGCAGGAAUAUGACUGAGUGGAUGCCUUGCUCUAACACUGCCAAUAGAAGCAUGAAUCUACGUGAUGUGUGUGACUUUUCUAAGCCAUUCAUCAAUGCAACUUUCUACUGCCAACGUCCGACCCUGAGUCGCUGUGACAGUAUUGCGGAUUGCCACCGAGACCGUAUGAAAACUUCGUCGCUGCAAAACCAUUUGGUCAACUUAGAUGAACGGAAACUGCUUUUAAGACCACCUGGACAAAGGGUUGCAGAUUGUGCUCCCAUAGACAUGUACACGGAAAACUUAGACUACCUCCAAACAAAAACAAAAGCCACGGGUACGCUGUUGACUGGGGACUACAACGCCCAUCACAAUGAAUGGCUGCUAAGCAAGAAAACUGACCCCCCUGGCCUCAAAAAGGGCAGCAAGAGCUGGUGGUGGACCGCUAAGAGACUUAUGGGUCAAGGAGACAAAAGUGACAUCCCUCUCCUGAGCUCAGAAAACCAAUCAUACAUCCAAGCCGAGGAGAAAGCAGAGUGUUUCGCAAAUAUCUUUGCAGAGAAAUCCACCAUUCCCCAAGACGAGAACGACAAAGAUGUCCCACAUACUGAGCGUAGAACUACUUCCAAUCUGACGAAAAUAGUAUUCUGGCCGAAACAGGUGCGCAAGGUCUUGGCAAAGCUCGACAUCAGUAAGGCCACUGUUCCCGACACAAUACCUGCCAGAGUCUUGAAACAUGUUGCACCAGAGCUGUGUAAACCGCUAGCCAAGCUAUUUCGGCUGCUGAUGGAAAAUCACUACAUGCCAAAGCAGUGGAAAGUUGCCCACGUAAUCCCAGGGCACAAGAAGAACAACAAACAUGAUCCAAACAACUACAGACCAAUCUUGCUCCUCUGCAUAAUAAGCAAAGUGAUGGAAUCAAUAAUAAACAAGGCACUGUGGAAGCACAUUAACAAGAACAUACUCUUAAGCGACAAACAGUUUGGAUUCAGGGCUGGCCACUCCACAGCAGAUGCACUGACAUACGUCACCCAACACCUACAUGACGCUAAGGACAAGAGACAGGAAAGCAGGCUGAUAUGCCUGGAUAUAAGCAGAGCCUUUGACCGAGUAUGGCACAGCAGGCUAAUCGCUAAACUGAAAGUCAUCGGCGUCGAUGGUAAUGUGCUCAAAUGGAUUGAGAACUACCUGACAGACAGAGAACUGAGAGUCACAGUCGGAGUUUCCAACAGAACUAAUGGAAAACCACUGCCACUCUGUGCUCCAGGACUGCCAGAAACACCGUCUGAAGGGUACUGGUUUAACGGAACGUGGUAUUCACUUAAAUGUCAAUCACGAAAGUUUCCCUCAGUACGAUCUGUGUUCGGAUGCCUGCAGAAUAAAUCAGUGCUCUUUUUUGGUGAUUCUACGAUUCGACAAUGGUGGAAAUUUCUAAUGAAUCUUCCUAAAUUACCUCAAACCGGCCGAGCUGCAUAUCACGCAGCUGCAGUGUACGGCAUAUACAAUACAACAUUAGAAUUUACAUUUCACCAUUUUCCAAGAAACAAUGACCAAAUAAACUUACAAUUUAAGAUGCAUCACUAUCUAGCAGAACGGAUAGACGGGAUUAAGGGAGGGCCUAAUGCUGUGCUAGUUUUAGGGUUAUGGGGUCACUAUACUGCCGAGCAUAUUGAAACAUUCCGUUCACGACUUUACGGAAUUCGCUACGCAAUAGAGCGACUACAUAGUCGUUAUCCAGACACAAAAGUAAUUUGGCGGACAAGUAACACCCGCGAUCAUCAUCGGUGGUUCCAUUUUGUAGAAAACAGUGAUUGGUAUGCUUAUCAGUUGUUGCUGGAAGCCAAGAAAAUUUUUAAAGGUCUUAAUAUCGCAAUCAUAGAUGUCUGGGAAAUGACUUCCUGUAUGUGGCAUGAUCCUGUUAUGCAUGCACCCGAGGAUGUUGUAAGAAAUCAAGUAGAUUUGCUACUGUCAUACAUCUGCCCCUUGUAAGCAAGAGAGGACGAAACUACCCAAAACGCAGGCUAAAAUUCCUGAAUCUAUUUAGUUACAUCAGGUAACAUUUGUAUGGAGACAGUUGAUGAUGCUAAACCAUCAUAUCUAGCUUGUGUUCGUAUCGCCGAUCAGCGCUGUUAUGGCGAAUCCUUUUCUUUAUAUAUACCAUUACCUUCGCUCAGAAAGUUAUGUUUUGGU